Messenger RNA from Scleropages formosus (Asian bonytongue), 5372 nucleotides. RefSeq names its product unconventional myosin-Ib-like. Gene Ontology annotation, cellular component: cytoplasm; myosin complex; plasma membrane. NCBI's taxonomy places the organism in Eukaryota, Metazoa, Chordata, Actinopteri, Osteoglossiformes, Osteoglossidae. Bases 490 to 3735 code for a protein of 1081 amino acids. The transcript has 29 exons. The record is from RefSeq and is a predicted model, not a curated record. Gene Ontology annotation, molecular function: microfilament motor activity; ATP binding; actin filament binding. Gene Ontology annotation, biological process: actin filament-based movement; actin filament organization; endocytosis.
UGGAAGUGACAGAGCGGCGCGCUGUGAACGUCUACUCCGAACUGUGCGCCUUCACACACUGACUCAAUGAGAGAGGAGCCGCGCGAGGGCGCCCUUCCUUCGCUACGUGAGGGGAGCCGCGCGAGGGCGCAUUUCCUUCGCUACGUGAGGGGAGCCGCGCGAGGGCGCAUUUCCUUCGCUACGUGAGAAGGGCCGCGCGAGGGCGCCUUUCCUUCGCUACGUGAGGGGAGCCGCGCGAGGGCGCAUUUCCUUCGCUACGUGCCGCUGCAUCGCCGCUCACGGUGCCGGUCCAGGUCCCGGUCCCGGUCACUGCAGGCCCCUCCCUAUCAGUCAUACGCGGGCUUCCGACACGCAGCCGACACGUCGGACACCGCGGAGCUCCAGGAACUGGUGGCGGAGACGCUUCUCUCAUCUUCUCUCUCUCUCUCUUUUCUUCUCAAUCUCAUCACCAGAUCACACACACAGGUGUGUGUGGAGCAGAGAGGUAACAUGUCCAAAAGCGAAGUGAAGACAUCUCUUCUGGACAACAUGAUAGGAGUGGGGGACAUGGUGCUACUGGAGCCCCUAAGCGAAAACUCCUUCAUUCAGAACCUGAAGAACCGCUUUGACCAUGAUGAAAUAUAUACCUACAUUGGCACUGUGGUGAUCUCCAUAAACCCCUACCAAUCGUUGCCAAUCUACACAGCUGACAAGGUGGAGGAAUAUCGCAACAGAAACUUCUAUGAGCUCAACCCUCACAUCUAUGCCUUGGCGGAUGAGGCCUACCGGUCACUGAGGGACCAAGACAAAGACCAAUGCAUCCUCAUCACUGGCGAGAGCGGAGCAGGAAAGACAGAGGCCAGCAAGCUGGUAAUGUCGUAUGUGGCCGCCGUGUGUGGGAAAGGCCAGGAAGUGAAUAAGGUGAAGGAGCAGCUGCUGCAGUCCAAUCCUGUGUUGGAGGCCUUUGGGAAUGCAAAAACAGUGAGAAACGAUAACUCAUCUCGAUUUGGAAAGUACAUGGACAUUGAGUUUGACUUCAAGGGAGACCCUUUGGGUGGAGUCAUUAGCAACUACCUCUUGGAGAAGUCCCGGGUGGUCAAGCAACCCAGAGGAGAGAGGAACUUCCACAUUUUCUAUCAGCUUCUCUCUGGAGCCUCAGAUGACCUGCUUAAAAGGCUAAAGCUGGAGAGAGAUGUUAGCAAAUACAACUACUUAAGCCUCGACUCUGCAGUGGUCAGCGAUCUGGAUGAUGGAGCCAAUUUUCGGAUCAUCAUGGAUGCCAUGAAAACUGUGUGCUUCAUGGAUAAUGAGGUUCAGUCAGUGUUGGAACUGGUGGCCGCUGUGAUGAAGCUGGGCAACAUCGAGUUCAAGUCCGAGUCACGUGUCAAUGGCUUUGACGAGAGCCGGGUGGAGGACAACAAUGACCUGAAGGAGAUUUGUGAGCUGUUGGGGAUUGAACAGAUAGUUCUGGAGAGGGCUUUCAGCUCUCGUACACUGGAGGCCAAGCAGGAGAAGGUGUCCACCACCCUCAACGUAGCUCAGGCUUACUAUGCCCGUGACGCCCUGGCCAAAAAUCUGUAUAGUCGGCUCUUCAGUUGGCUCGUGACUCGGAUAAAUGAAAGCAUCAAGGCUCAAACCAAACAGUCCAAAAAAGUGAUGGGGGUGCUUGAUAUCUAUGGCUUUGAAAUUUUUGAGAACAACAGCUUUGAGCAGUUCAUCAUCAACUACUGCAAUGAGAAGUUACAGCAGAUCUUCAUUGAUCUUACACUCCAUGAAGAGCAGGAGGAGUAUAUUCGAGAAGGUAUUGAAUGGAAGAAUAUUGAGUACUUCAACAAUGCUGUCAUCUGUGACCUCAUUGAAAAUAACAACAAGGGCAUUUUGGCCAUGCUGGAUGACGAAUGCCUGAGACCUGGCACUGUCACCGAUGAGACCUUCCUGGACAAGCUCAACACUGUCUGUGCAGGGCACCAUCACUUUGAGAGCCGGCACUGCACAAACUCCCAGUUCCUCACUGACCAUACUCUGCCUCACAACUGCUUCCGCAUUCAGCAUUAUGCUGGCAAGGUGCUUUAUUGUGUAGAGGGCUUUGUUGACAAGAACAAUGACCUGUUGUACCGCGACCUGUCCCAGGCCAUGUACAAGGCCAGACACCCUCUGAUAAAGCUUCUAUUCCCUGAGGGUGACCCCAGCAAAAUGAACCUUAAGAGGCCUCCCACUGCUGGCUUCCAGUUCCGGGCAUCUGUAGGAACACUUAUGAAGAAUUUACAAACCAAAAACCCCAACUAUAUCAGAUGUAUCAAACCCAAUGACAAGAAGGCAGCUCGCAUCUUUACGGAGACGUUGGUGCGCCACCAGGUGCGCUACCUAGGACUAAUGGAAAAUGUACGUGUUCGGCGUGCCGGCUAUGCAUUCCGCCAGCUAUACAAACCAUGCCUGGAGCGCUACAAGAUGCUCUGUCAGCAGACCUGGCCACACUGGAGGGGUCCUGCUAGGGAAGGAGUGGAGAUGCUGCUCAAUAGCUUGCAGGUUCCAAAGGAGGAAUUUUGCUAUGGGUGUUCCAAAAUUUUUAUUAGGAACCCCAAAACGCUCUUUGCCCUCGAGAAGAAGCGGCGCGAAUGCCUGGAGGUACUGGCAGCCGUCAUCCAGAAGAUCUACCGUGGAUGGAAGCAGCGAAAGCACUUCUUGCUGAUGAAAAAGAGCCAGGUUGUGGUGGCAGCCUGGUACCGUAGAUACAGCCAACAAAAGAAAUUCCAGAAGAUCAGGAUCUGUGCCAUCAUAGUACAGUCUUUGAUCAGGCGGUGGAAGUCUCGUAAGAUUCUCCGUGAGCUGAAACACCAAAAGCAAUGCAUUGAAGCAGCGACCACCAUUUCAGCAUACUGGCAUGGAACAAAGGUCCGCCGUGAGUACCGCAAAUACUUCAGAGCCAGUGCUGGAAAGAAGAUCUAUGACUUCACUGUGAAGAGAACUAUCCAAAAAUAUUUCCUGGACUUGAAGAAGAAAAUACCCUCCAUGUCACCUAUUGACAAGACGUGGCCACCCCAACCUUACCAGUUCCUGGAGGGAACUCAUAAAGAACUUGGUAGAAUCUUCCAUCUCUGGAGGUGUAAGAAAUACAGAGACCAGUUUACAGAACAAAAGAAGGCCAUCUAUGAGGAGAAACUGGAUGCCAGUACGAUCUUCAAGGACAAGAAGGCUCUGUACCCUGGCAGUGUCAGCCAGCCAUUCAAAGGGGACUAUCUUGAAAUCAACCAAAACCCCAAAUACAGUAAACUGAAAGGAUUGUUGGAGGAAAAGGUCAUCCUUGCUGACGUGGUUCACAAAAUCAACAGGGCCAAUGGCAAGGGAACAGCACGGCUCUUUCUCCUGACUAAGAAGCACUUUGUUCUGGCGGAUCUGAAGAGUGUCCAGAUCAAGGCCACUGUGCCACUACCCGACCUUGCCAGUGUGGCAGUCAGCAGCCAAAGUGACGGCUUCUUCGCUCUCAAAAUCAAGGAGGGCUCUGCUUCAGCAGCCAAAGGUGACUUCUUACUGAGCAGUGAACGGCUCAUUGAGAUUAUCACCAAACUGCUCCGAGCAGGAACACAUACUGCCGAGAGGAGUGAAAUAAACGUUGACAUCUCAGAUGAGUUUGUAGUACAUUUCAAGCAGGACAAGGUGUGUGUGAAGUUCAUACAGGGGAGUUCCAAAAAUGGCAACAGUGCUGCAUGUAAGCGCAAGAACAAUCGACUUCUGGAAGUGUCUGUGCCUUCAUCAUAGAGACACCAUGUACUUUCAUGAACCAGCUCUGGGGUGGUUGACCUUCUCUCUUCCCCACCUACACUCAAUCACUGUACCUUUUUGCUAGAUGAAAUGAAUAAUUUAUCUUGUAUUUGCCUUGUGUGCUACUUUGCAACAUAGCUGAAGGCUGCUGCCUCAAGAUGUGCACAAGAAGGCAGGACAACCCAUAAAAUUGUUCUUGGAUUUGUAUGUCGCUUUGGAGAAAAGCAUCUCCCAUAUGAAUAAAUGUAACUGUAAAAUGACAUUAUUGAUAUCCAUCAACAAACUGGAAGUAUUUGCAGUGCACUCAAAACAUUAAAUAGUGUCUCAACUUUGCUUAUCCCCCUAACCUCUGAAUAUCCAGACAGAGUACAUAAAGCCAGACGACUACUCCCUGGGAAUAGUCCUGAAAAUAUAGCUUGGUGUAUUAAAAGUGGACACAUUCACCCCACCGGGAUCAACACGAAUGUAGAAAUUGUAAAACUGCAUGUAUCAUUAUUAGAAAGUCAAUCUUGUUAAAGAACAGUAUUUUCAUUUGUAAGCAAAUGUCAUGCUUUAUUAUACACAUUCCCUUUCUGCAGUGUCAACCCACCAUUUGUACUUUACAAAUUUUCUCUCUCUUAAUGCCAAGUGUAGCUCUUUUAGAAAUAGACCACAGCACAUUUUAUAGAGCAUGAAUACACAUAGACAGACACAUUUAUCAGAUGCUUUUCUCCAAAUCAAUGUAUAUCUGAGAGAAGGUUGUUUGAGAGGAAGCUGCUUUUCAUUAUUUUAUCAGACAUUUCUUUCCAAGGCAACUUACACUGUUAGGAUCCAGUACUAUGGUGCUUGCAUAUAUAAACUCAUUAGAACAGUUACGCAAUAUUUACUGGAACCAUGUGAUUUUGGUACCCAGAUCAAGUGCGCUUUAGAAGGAUUCGAACACAGGUGUGCUCUGAGUUCAAGAUGGUGGUGCUGACCACUGAACCACAUGUUUCCUCUCCCCACAGACAAAGUAUUGCAUUAAACAUUAUAGAGUGUGUAUAUUCUAUUCUAUUCCUUUUUCAGUAUUUUUAUGGGGCCUGUCUAAUAUUACAGGAGAUAAUAAUUCUCAAUUUUUGACAAUUAAGGCAAUAUAAGGAUAAGUGUAAUUGUUUGAGUCUCUCUAAUGGUAUCUCUAUUACAUUCUAAACUUAAAUUUGAAGUAUAACAAGGUGUCUGAUAUCCAAAGAACUGUGCUUUCCACAAGCAGUAAGUGUAAUUUGCAGUAUAAUAUUUUAUUGAUUUUCUAUGACUGACACUGUCAGUAUACAAAGGUAAAUCACUUUAAGAUGCUUUCUAGUCCACAUAAUGAUUUUUGUGAUAACACAGUUGCAUUUUAAUAAAGAAUGAUUAUAGUUUUAGCCAGUAUGCAUUUACUAAUAGGCCCCAGCAUAAGUGUAUUAUGAAGGGAAGUACUUAUUUCAGUACAGUGGAAAUUGCAAUGCGAUCACCUUUGCACUUUAUUUUUGUGUCUAUAUAAAAAGCAGCACCUGUGAAUGUUGUGUACUGAGCUGUGUUUAAUGUAGUAUUUUGGUCCUCAAUGUUUCAGUGCAUGCUGUUGUAAAAUUGAUUUAAUCCAAAGACACUGAGAUACUCCAGUUCAGCUCUGGAACUGG